Molecule: messenger RNA, 1644 nt
Organism: Solea solea (common sole)
Lineage: Eukaryota; Metazoa; Chordata; Actinopteri; Pleuronectiformes; Soleidae
Exons: 7
Coding region: 148-1044 (298 amino acids)
Source: RefSeq, a predicted model, not a curated record
UAAAAUACAUUUCACAGAAAAUAAGACUGUCCUUCUCUGUCUCCCCUCUCCCUCUCUCUUAUUUUUUGUUCUGCGUUUCAUUUCUCUGGACGGGAGUCUUGAUGCAACAUUGACGAAAUACAGAGUUUUAAGUCACCGACUGCAGAAAUGCAAGCAAUCAGGUCUCUGUUAACCCCCAAGUGGUCCUCAGACGUGUCUCUGGAGGGAAAGACAGCCAUAGUCACGGGGGCAAACUCUGGCAUUGGAAAAGAGACGGCUAAAGACCUGGCCAGCAGAGGUGCCCGGGUGAUUUUGGCAUGCAGAGACAUGGCCAAAGGAGAACAAGCUGCUCGGGACAUUAUAAGAGAGGUGGAGGGCGCAAAGGUCGUCACACGGCACCUGGAUCUGGCCGACACCAAGUCAAUCUGCCAGUUUGUCGAGAAUGUCUAUGACACUGAAAAGGCUCUUCACUACCUGAUCAACAAUGCUGGUGUGGCUAUUUGCCCUCACAACUUGACAGUGGACGGAUAUGAAAUGCAGUUUGGAGUAAAUCACUUGGGUCACUUCUUCCUCACUUUCCUGUUACUGGAUUUGCUGAAGCACUCGGCCCCCUCCCGAGUUAUCACUGUGGCAUCGGGAGCUCACGCCAUGGGCAGGAUCCACUUUGAUGACCUGAGUGGUGGAAAGGACUAUCACCCGGUCAGGGCCUAUGCACAGAGCCAGCUGGCCUCUGUCCUUUUCACCAGAGAGUUGGCCAAGAGGAUAGAAGUCUUCGGUGUGACGACUUACUCUGUGGACCCCGGUGUGGUCAACACUAAUUUGACCAGGCACAUACGGCGCCCUCUUGUGGACGUGUUGAAGAGGUUCAGUUGGCUGCUGAAGACCCCAGCAGAGGGAGCCUACACCACCGUCUACUGCGUCAUCACCCCCGAAAGCCAGCUGCUCACUGGAGGACAUUACAAGGACUGUGCCAGCACAGAGGCGUGCAGAGCAGGUCAGGAUGAUGGCAUUGCUCUGAAGUUAUGGGCUGUGAGCUGCCACAUGCUUGGCAUCUGCUGGAAAUAAAUUAUAGCUUAAAUACUUAGAGUAUAAUAAUAUGCUGUGCUCUCCCAUGUACUACAAAAAACAAUAUUCAUGAGCUCAUAUAGCAAAAGAGUGACAGUGAAAGCUUUAAGUGGGAUGAGAGAAGUCUAACUGGUGAGAAAACUAUGCAAGUUGAUUGGAGCUGCACGUAAUUAAAAGAAAUAUGGCUUACAAUCCAAAUUGAUAAAUGUUUUAGUUUUUUUUAUUGCUUUGUUGCGCAUAAUCAAUGUAACAUACAACAAGUAUUUACUUUGUUGUGGACAGCUAAUUCGUGAAAUUAGGAAUAAGCAGCCUGGUCCACUCUGAUUUUGGAAUAUCAGGAGGCGGCCAAGAAGCACUGUUGCACGAUUUUCAUGACAAAAGCUUUAUUAUGAUUAUUUUUAAGCUCAAUAAUAGUGAUUAAUGCUGUAUCUAAUAUACAUUAGGUCCUUCUCUUACGGCACAUGCUGUAAAUCAGGGGUCUCAAAGUCAAAUGACCUGGGGGCCACGUGAGCUUCAAACCUGGUCAGUAGGGGGCGCUCAUGUGAAGAAAAGUCCAACUGUGUGGGGAAAAACACACCUGUUCAGACAGGGUCAUCGAUU